Molecule: messenger RNA, 3157 nt
Organism: Anarrhichthys ocellatus (wolf-eel)
Lineage: Eukaryota; Metazoa; Chordata; Actinopteri; Perciformes; Anarhichadidae
Product: zinc finger and BTB domain-containing protein 44-like
Exons: 3
Coding region: 206-985 (259 amino acids)
Source: RefSeq, a predicted model, not a curated record
UUCUUCAAUACAGCAUGAUGUUCAUUUAGUAACAUUAUUAUUUAGUAAUUUCCUCUCUGUGUGUUUCAGGUUAGAAGGUAUUCAGUAUCCGUACCACCUCUACAUCAGCCCCUCAGCCCGGCCCGGAACCAACGGCCCCGACCGGCCCUUCCAGUGCCCGACCUGCGGAGUCAGAUUCACACGCAUCCAAAACCUGAAGCAGCACAUGCUCAUUCACUCCGGCAUUAAGCCUUUCCAGUGUGACCGCUGUGGGAAAAAGUUCACACGGGCCUACUCCCUAAAGAUGCAUCGGCUGAAGCACGAAGGUAAACGAUGUUUCCGGUGCCAGAUUUGUAGCGCCACAUUCACGUCCUUCGGUGAAUAUAAGCACCACAUGAGGGUCUCCCGACACAUAAUCCGCAAGCCGCGGAUUUACGAGUGCAAAACGUGCGGGGCCAUGUUCACCAACUCUGGCAAUUUAAUUGUACACCUGAGGAGUCUGAACCACGAGGCGUCCGAACUAGCAAACUACUUCCAGAGCAGUGAUUUCCUCGUGCCCGACUACCUGAGCCAGGUCCAGGAGGAGGAGGAGGCGCUCGGGGUCCAGUAUGAGUUAGAGGACUCGGAGCACCACCCAGUCUACCCGGGCAGCACCUCCGCCGCCGUCAACGCCGCCGCCGCCGCCUCGUCCUCCUCCUCCUGCUCCGUCCAGAUGCCCGUCAUCUCCCAGGUCUCCUCCUCCACCCAGAACUGCGAAAGUUCCCCCGGCUUCCUCUCGCCCGAGCCCCUGCUGGACCCCCUGGAAGCCCCCGCCUCCCUCAAGAUGGACGCAGACCAGACGGCCGCCGCGACGGGGGAGACCAAGAUGGACGACGAUGACGGCGGCGUGGGAGGCAGUUCCCUGGAGGUGUUUGAAGGAGAGCAGCAGCAGCAGCAGCAGCAGCAGCAGCAGCAGCAGCAGCUUGGUGCCCAGACCAAGGAGCUGGCUUCCAUCACCAUCGAGUGAUCCAAGCCUUCUACUUGGCCCCGCCUCUUAUUCUGCAGUCAUGUCAUACGGGGAAUAUCUGCUUGGCGGCUAUAAAAAGGGACAACUUGGGACACGUUAGGAAACAAAACUCCUCUCGAAGACGCCGUGAUGAUGAUGCACUUAUUUACGUUUCACGUUCUUAAAACCAAAUCCAGCAAAAAGUAAAAUGAUCAUUUUAUCUUCUGAAAAUGAUUUUCCCCUCAAACUUGUGAGCAGAAUUCUUGAAGAAUCAAGUAUUAGGAAGUUAUUUGUAUUUCUUUUAUUUCCCAUGUGACGUGAAUGCAGCACUAGCUAAAGUCGUUUUACUGUCUUUUGCCGAUCUGAGGUCUGUUGAAUCUAAAGAGCCUCGCCCUACUUCUGGAAAGUGCCUGAAGAGUUCCCGUUUUAACGAAGACAUCUUGACUUUGCCGACGGCGACAAAUCAAGUCUUUGCAAACUGAGCUGAAGAAAGAAAGAAGAAGAAAGAAGUCCGUAGUAUUUCAUUUGUAGUGAUGCAGCUUGUUUGUUUGGGCAGAGACUGUGUCCUUCAGUGCCGUCGCUGUAGGCAAACUGUUCAAUGUCAAUAUUAUCUCUAUUGCAAUAGCUCGUACUGUAGUUUUACUCUUUGAAUGCUGUGUAUGUUGGGUGUUGUGACAGUAUGACAUGUCAGGUGUGUGUAUGUGCAUUUAUUUUUCUUUUAAUCUAUAUGAACACAGUACAUUUCAUUUUUAAGUGUUUUAAAAAAACUUGAAAUUAUAUUGACAGAGUAUUCCCUUAAAGGCGUUUGUGCAGUAUAUCAUUUUUAACCGCCUUUUUUCAUUUUUUUAAUGAACACUGUUGUGAAAUGAAACCUUACGUCUCCAAAACGGCUAAUUUAGUUUAUUUUAAGCUUUUGUUUCAAAGUCCAACGAAGUAAAUGAUAAUAAAAGAAAAUGUAAAAUGUAAAAAGUUUACCAAAAAUUGAAAAAAUUUGGAGUAACGAGGUUUUCUCACGACUGCGGUUAAAUUCCCAAAUGUGCUCCUAAGAUACGAUAAUGUAGCAUCGCUUAUCAAACGGUUUCUGUUUUGGAGUCAGUUUGUGUUCUGAAUAUUUAAAUCGUGUUCUUGCUUCACUGCUGAUAUUCUGAGAGAACGAUUGUCUUUUUUUAAACGUAAACCAAGAAUAUUAAGUUACACGUGUGGAGCGAGCAGCAGUAUUCUGUUUGAUUUACAUCAUUUGUCACAAAGGGAGAAAAAAAAAAACUACAUUGUGUAAAAUUCCACGAGUCAAAUUGAAUUAAAAUAAGAAGUAACAAUGUCUGCAGACCGGGGGAAGCAGGAAGUGAUGCAAACAGAUUAUGAAUGCUAUCUGUGAUGGCCAGUUUACAGGCGGGGUUUUUUUUUGGGGGGGGGGGGGGGGGGGGGGCGUGUGAUAACGUUGCUUUAAAAGCAACCGGAGCACGCUGACGAGUGAAUGCAAAAUACUGUGAGUUGAAUCAUUAUAAAUGAUGAAUAUAUAUAUAUAUAUAUAUAUAUUUGUGUAAAGAAGAGAGCUUAUCAUUUCACCGUGAACUGAUCGAGCUCAGUUUGGGCUUUUAGAAGUUACUCAUUUCAUUUACUUUGUUCGUUCUUUAUUUCAAUGCAAACCUCCGGCUCCUGUGAUGCUGUGACGGUGUAGUUGGGACAUUGUUGUGCUUGUAUUUCCGAGGAGUUAAUGACACCCGUGGUAAUAACCCAUGAGUUGAAUGCUACUGGGCGUGUUGUUUAUCGUUUAUUUCCUGUCGCCCCCCCCACACACUUUAAAAGUAGUCCAAACAGCCGCCAUUAAGGAUCAUCACAGCAGGAUGUAAGACCUCACAUACAGGGUUGAUUGUAAAUGUAAAGAUGAAUAUCACGCUGUGAUGACGGCGUCAAUAUUACCCCGAUCAAUGAACGUCACUGAGAGCUGUCUUAACAACAGCUUGAGUCACUCCGAGUCUAAAGUUUUGCCCUUUUUUUAAUUUAUUUUGUAUCCGGGUACAAAUGGUACAGGACCAAAUGUUCUCUAUCUCAUUAGGGAUUUGCCAUGGCAAUCAGUAAUCGCACAUAAUAAAAAGAGAGAUAAUCAUUCUUUAAGUGGUCCGUGCUAUUUAGCAAAAAAAGGGGGUCCUGCUGUUUUCGCCCCUAAAAAGCAAAAACACACAGUAUACGAUG